This is a messenger RNA of Columba livia (rock pigeon), 11917 nucleotides long. RefSeq names its product kelch like family member 1 (gene KLHL1). The transcript has 11 exons. The coding region runs from base 1 to 2253 and encodes 750 amino acids. Gene Ontology annotation, molecular function: protein binding. NCBI's taxonomy places the organism in Eukaryota, Metazoa, Chordata, Aves, Columbiformes, Columbidae. The record is from RefSeq and is a predicted model, not a curated record.
AUGUCCGGCUCCGGCAGGAAAGACUUCGACGUGAAGCACAUCCUGCGCCUCCGCUGGAAACUGUUCAGCCACCCCUCGCCGGCGGGCGGCCCGGCGGGGGGCGGCUGCGUGCCGCCCGACAGCAGCUUCGAGCACUGGGGACCCAGCCAGAGCCGGCUGCUGAAGAGCCAGGAUAGAGGCAACAGCGUCUUCUGGAAGAAAUCCGCUUCCUCUGCCUCCUCCUCGGCCGCCACCACAGCUAGCCUGCCCAACGGGACGCUGCUGCCUACCGGCGGCCGGCCGGGCGGUGUGCACGGGCUGGGGCACGGGCACGGGCCGGGGCCGCCGCCGCCCCGCACCGUUUUCUACGUGGAGUCUCUGGAGGUGGAGGAGGAGGCGGUGCCCGGCGGGAUGGAGGUGGCACGGGAGCCCGAGAAGCCCCUGGCGCCGCCGGAGCGGGAGGAGGCGCCGGGGGGCUGCGCGGAUGGAGGCACCCGGGCAACAGGUGACGGAGACGGGCACAGACUGUCGGGAGCCAGCCACCCCUUGCCACCCCACUGCGACAUGGAUUCAUGUAGCUCUGAGGAAUUCUACCAGGCUGUUCACCACGCGGAACAAACCUUCAGAAAGAUGGAGAGCUACCUGAAGCAACAGCAGCUCUGUGAUGUUAUCCUGAUUGCUGGGAAUCGCAAGAUACCUGCACAUAGACUUGUCCUCAGUUCUGUCUCUGACUACUUUGCUGCCAUGUUUACAAGUGAUGUUUGUGAAGCCAAGCAAGAAGAGAUCAAAAUGGAAGGCAUAGACCCCAAUGCACUGUGGGAUCUUGUUCAGUUUGCAUACACAGGCUGUCUGGAAUUGAAAGAAGACACCAUUGAAAAUCUUCUAGCAGCUGCCUGCCUCCUCCAGCUCCCACAAGUAGUAGAGGUUUGCUGCCAUUUCCUAAUGAAGCUUUUGCACCCAUCCAACUGUUUGGGAAUACGUGCGUUUGCUGAUGCGCAAGGAUGCACAGAGCUUAUGAAGGUGGCUCACAACUACACCAUGGAGAAUAUAAUGGAAGUUAUAAGAAAUCAAGAAUUUUUGCUUUUACCUGCUGAAGAACUCCAUAAACUUCUUGCUAGUGACGAUGUGAAUGUUCCUGAUGAAGAGACCAUUUUCCAUGCCUUAAUGAUGUGGGUGAAGUAUGAUAUGCAGAGGCGAUGCAAUGACCUAAGUAUGCUACUUGCUUAUAUCAGAUUACCACUGCUUCCACCUCAGAUACUGGCUGACCUAGAAAACCAUGUGCUUUUUAAGGAUGACCUAGAAUGCCAAAAGCUUAUUCUGGAAGCCAUGAAAUACCAUCUCUUACCAGAGAGAAGAACUCUCAUGCAAAGUCCAAGAACUAAACCUAGAAAAUCUACAGUUGGGACACUUUAUGCUGUUGGAGGAAUGGAUAACAACAAAGGUGCUACAACUAUUGAAAAGUAUGAUCUCAGAACAAAUAUAUGGAUCCAGGCUGGAGUGAUGAAUGGCAGGAGGCUUCAGUUUGGUGUUGCUGUCAUCGAUGACAAGCUGUUUGUCAUUGGAGGCCGAGAUGGUUUAAAGACAUUAAACACUGUUGAAUGUUACAAUCCAAAGACCAAGGCUUGGACUGUGUUACCACCAAUGUCAACACACAGGCAUGGCUUAGGAGUUACAGUGCUUGAAGGGCCUAUUUAUGCAGUUGGAGGACAUGAUGGCUGGAGUUACCUGAAUACAGUUGAGAGGUGGGACCCUCAAAGUCAGCAGUGGACAUUUGUGGCAAGUAUGUCAAUUGCCAGAAGCACUGUUGGAGUAGCAGCAUUAAAUGGCAAGUUAUAUUCAGUUGGAGGUCGGGAUGGAAGUUCGUGUUUGAGUUCAAUGGAAUAUUAUGAUCCUCACACAAAUAAAUGGAAUAUGUGUGCUCCUAUGUGUAAGAGAAGAGGAGGUGUAGGAGUGGCUACAUGUGAUGGCUUUCUUUAUGCAGUUGGAGGCCAUGAUGCUCCUGCUUCUAACCAUUGUUCUCGACUGCUGGACUAUGUAGAAAGGUAUGAUCCGAAAACUGACACAUGGACAAUGGUGGCUCCACUGAGUAUGCCUCGAGAUGCUGUUGGUGUCUGUCUUCUUGGUGACAGGUUAUAUGCAGUAGGUGGCUAUGAUGGCCAAACAUACCUCAAUACUAUGGAAGCAUAUGACCCUCAAACCAAUGAAUGGACACAGAUGGCUUCUCUAAAUAUUGGAAGAGCUGGUGCUUGUGUUGUAGUCAUCAAACAGCCAUGAAUGUCAGCACUGCUUAGGAUUUUACUGGUUGUGAAAUUUUUUCUUAAUCAGACAACAAGAAUGACAACUUCAUGAGAUGGAUUUACACAGUGAAUACUCUGUUGAUCACAAACUUGAAGAAGUUUGGAAGUGACAUGGAUUAAGUAUUUAUGUCCUAUAAAGUCAUAAAAACUGUUCACAUUCAGUGAAAAAGAAAAAAAAAGUCAAGCUGUUGUAGGCAUAAAUAUGUGAAUGUGGAGUAGUAAGUUCAGGUACUGUUCUCGUGAAUGUGUCCUGGGGAACUCAAUAAUCAAGGGACAGCUCUACAAAAGGAGUGGGAAGGAAUACGAGAACAGUUUUCAUGGCCGCAAGAGUUUUAACAUGAAGUUCAUUUAAUCACUUUUAAACUGUGUUUUUUAAAAGAAAAAAAAGUAGAUAAUGAUGUAAUUUUUUUCUGUUCAGGUCUUGUCUUCAACUAGGUUAUGGCCUUCUCAUUUCAUCAGGCAGUAUCGUUCUUACUGAAGGGAAGAGGUAGAAAAGUCUGGAUGUUCAAGUUUCUUUCAUAAUGACUGAGUUGUUGCUCUACAGCACAAAGAAAAACAAAACCUCUAAGAUUACUUUUUUUGUAACUUCAGAUUGUACCUCCUUGACAGUAUUAACACAUCUUAUAAGUAAGUCUAUAGAAGGGGAAGACUGUGUUAACCUAACUAUACACAAACUAUCCUUCAGCUGCACUGGGGCUUUGUUGCAAAUGUGGGAAUCGAAAGAAGUUUCCUAACUCUUUCUUAUAUUCAAUUUAAGCAUGUGGGCUAUGAUGUCAUUGUAUAAUGCAUCUUUUGCAUGUUGGAAGCUCAUGAAAGGCUGGAAAAUGGAUACUGUUCCUUCACUGCAUCACGUAACAGAUGAACCAUGACCAGAACAGUCUAUAGAGCCUCUUCUGACAUGUCAAGAGCGAUAAAAGUCCUACAUUUUAUUCCCUUCUGUUGCUCAUACAUACACAACUUCACCUAAUAAGACUUUCCACUUAUGACUGAGAAUAGCUGCAAGUAGGAAAUUCAGAAUAAAUGCAAGUGGAAUAAGGAAAACUAGACCAUUUGAUCUACUGAAGUUCAUAUGGUAAAUAUAGUAGUGUCAUUUGUGCUUCCCUUUAGGGCUGAUCAUUUCUGACAGUAAUGAUACUUUGAACUUUUGCCUUGGCAGUAGAUUUGAUGUUGAUGCUUUCUGUCUGCCCAGCUGAAUCAGUUAGCAUCCUAAGGACACUAAUGGAUUAUGAAAUUCUACUACUCAGGGAGGCACAGGCUCUGGGAACAGGAUUACCAAGUAUGCCUCUUGUUUGAAGUCUUGCUGAUCCUCUAGGAAACUUUCCAUGGCCCAAAAGUAGAAAUCUCACAAUCCUCUAUGACUAGCAAUUUUGGGGACAAAUUCUGGUUGUAAUUAAAAGGGCUUUCCUAGUGGAAACCUUUGAAGCCACUUGAGAUGAAGAAAUACAUACAGCCUCUCACUUGGGACAUUUAAUUUGAAGAUGUCUUUCCUUCUAACAGCAUCAGCAUGCAUGGAGAUCUUUGUUUCCUGACAUAAAGUGAACCUCAGUUCACUGUUUUAAAUCUUUUUACAUGCUUCUCUGUCCUAAUUAGAAAUAAGCCGCAAAAUAUUCAAUACUAAUUUUCCACAGUCAGUUGGCUUUUGAGUUGCAAUUAGUCUUUCUUCCACAGACAAGCAUGUCCAUUUUGCCCAGCUAUUACAACUUCUUGAAUAGAAGAUGUUUCUCUCUACAAAUAUUGCUUCACAUAAACAUAAGCUUCUGAGACCAAAACCAGAAAAUUCUAUAAUAUAAUUGCAGUUAAAUAUAGACAGUAGCUUUCAGUUCUACUAGACAAAUACCUAAUUAACUUAGAAAUUGAAUUUUAAUUCUGUUCCCAGAACUUCCUCUUGAUUACAUUCAUACACAGUAGUUAUGAUUAUUUUACCGAUAUACAGACCUUCAAAAAAGGAUUACUUCUGUUAGUUGCAAUCCAUGGUAGAUUUUUUAUGUGCCUUGAUUAUUUUUGUCUUCAAUUUAUCCUCAAUUUUAUUUUUAUUCUCAGUUUCCUUUCACACAUUUUCAAUUUGCCUUUUUUUAUCCCAAAUGAAACAAUAUUGUCAUGUGAAAAAAUUCAGACUAUGCCUCUUAUGCUGAAAGAAUAAAAUUACUAACUUGUUUUAUUUAGAUUAUGUAAAAUCUAGCCACAAUAAGAGCUAAAUUUGUCAUUCACUUUAUUUUUAUACACCUACAUCAACAGGUUCUGGAGUUUCUUCUAAACUUUAGGGAUCUUUUUUUAUUUUCUUUUUUCUUACCAUUGUGUUUGCUGUUAUAUAAAAAAAUAAUACUUUUACCUCUGACUUCAAAGGGAAUGGAUUUAAAUUGAAAUGGUAUUUGAUCUUGGUUUCUGUGAUCUAUUGAGAUCCUUUUUAUGUAUAUGAGUUAAAAUCACUUCUGAUAGGCUGAGUUGUGCUAAACAGUGUUACAUUUACAGGAAAACUAGCUAUCUUUUCAAAAACCAGAUUAUCUCAUCAUUGUUAAUCUAGCAUGGUACCUUUUCUCUCCAAUAAUUCCUUUGGUUUCACGGUAUGAAAAUAACAGUGGAAUCAGAUCUGCAAGAAGUAUUAAUUUUAGUGAAAUCAACAAUUAAAUUUCUCAAAAUGCUGCUUGUAAAUUUUGUAGUUUAAUAUUCUAAGUAUGUUCUAAAAUUUUAGCAUUUUCUCUAUAUUUCCAAUUUUCUAUUCAUCGUAACUUUAUUUUCUUCUAAAACAUCAAUCAGUUUUACUGGAAAGUCUUUGUUUCACAUUGGCCUGUUACGUCCAUUUUUCCUGCUGUUACCCAUUCUUAUAUAUGAAAAUCCUUUUUGUUUGUUUUUAUUGUUUAUUAGAUAUUUUAUUAAUUUUCUUAUUGCUGCUACUGGUUUUGAGAUAGGAGCAAGGUUAAGCACAUGAAUGUUAGAAAAGCUACUUUUAAAUUAAUGAGUCUAUACAUAUUUUUAUGAGAAGAUAAAGAAAACAAUACUGGCAAAUAGUGGUCAUUCUUUUGCCUAAGGAUUUAUAUUCAAAAGCUUGGAUGAAUGCAAGUUUCCCUCCCCAACUCUUUUCAAAUACACUGGGACAUUACAGAUCAGUGUCAGCCAGUUGUGUUGUAGAAUUUUUAUUUUGUUUUUCUUUUUAUUGAUUAUUUCUCUAAUGAAAAUUAAACAUUUUCUGCUCACACACACACACACAAAAAAGGCAGAACAAAAGUCUCCUAAUUGCUAGUAGAAAUAAUAUCUAAAAGAUAAAACAAGUGGGUUCCCCACAAGAGGGAAUAAACUAAUCAGUCUUAUGGCUGUGGCAGUUGUGUUAGUGUUUAUUAGUACAAUUAUUAAAGAAAUCAUAGAAGAAAUUACAUUUUUGCUGAGUUUUGAUUGGUUAUUUAAGAAAACAAAAUCAAGAAAAAUAACAUACUUCUCUGUUUUUCAAAUGAAUUAGUCUUCCUGAUUUAAUUCCUCUCAAAAUGUUAGAUAGUUAAACUCCAAGAAUAUAGUUUUCUGGAGAAUGCUAAAGGCUUUAUAAACAUGAUAUAAUAGAAGCUGAACUCAAUACAUAAACUAAACAUGCAAAAUAGGUAAAUAUUUUCCUAUGGCUCUCAGGGGGCCUUUUUUCCUACCAAUAUAGUAGUGUUAAAAAAUCCACUUUGCAAAAGAAAGACUAAUCUUUUGAUCCACUAUUGUUUAUGGAACUGUUGAUGUCCUUGAAGUUUUGGACCUUUCUUUUAAGUUACUUUUACAUUUACAGUUUUUAUUAUUGACAAUGAGAGAUGCUAGAAAUAUAACCAGUAUUAGUAUAGAUCUACAAAGAAAAAUUUAAUUUAAUAGUAUUCAAUAAUUCAAUAAUUCAAUAAUUCAAUAAUAAUUCAAUAAUAUCAUUAUUGAUAGACCUCUUUUUUACUGACAUUUUUGGUCCAAUUUUAUUCAAAAGUUGUGCACUGAAAUCAAAGUUACAUGUAAGGCAACAAAAAGAUCUGAAGCUAAGACUAUUGUUACUUUGACUUCAAUGAUACUUGUUCAACAUAUAUUUGUAUAUGCGUCCCUUGAAAUCAAAAUACCAAUAUUGUUUAAAAGCAAAAGCAAAUUAAAAAAAAUCCUGUUGCACAGAGAACAGAUUUUCAAUCACAUGAAACUUCUCAAAUUAUUGAAGCAAUUUAAGGAUUCUUUCAGGGAGUUGCCUGUCUCCUAAUGUUACUCUGUUAAGCUAACAUUGAUUGUCAUAAGGGAAGCAUUUUGGCAUAGACCAAGGAUGACUUCCUUUAGAGUCAUUCUGUUCUGCAGAGAACUGCCAUCAAUUGGCCGUUAUUUAAAAAGCUGAUCAUGUUAUAAUGUAUCUAGAAAGCACUAUACAUUAUUCAGAUUUUUUUUGUAUGUUUAGAUGACAGAAGUAAAUUCUCUUGAAUAUAUUUGUCAAUAACUUAAACACUUUUCAAUGACUAAUAAAAAUAACUCACACAUAAUUUUAAAGUUAUGCAGGUUUUAAUGGCUGAGACCUUAUGUCUGUGAGUAAACAGUGGAAACACUCUGAAAAACAGAUUUCCCACAAUGGAAUUCACACUCUUUCCUUAUUACUGUGCUCAUGAUGAACUGGGAAUAACAAAAUGUAUCCAUAAUGUAUGACUUUGCAUUAAUUAUUUUAUUAGGAAUAAAUAGAAAAGACAUUUCUGCAAAAGCCUAAAAAAAACCCCAACUUCUUGUAACUGUAAUCAAACAGCUGUAAUAAAUUACAUAAAUAAUUUUGUAAUAUUGUGGGAAAUGUAGACAUUUGACUAUGUGCAUGUAUGGAAUUUGAUGGUACAAAGCUAAGUAUAAAACUACUUACCUAUUUCAAAUUCUGGAUAUAGAAUGGUGCACUUUGCUGCUAUUAGCAUCUCCCAUACAUACAUUUGACUUUUGUGUUCUCACAAUCCCACUUCGCAUUGGCUCUUUGUACAAUAGCACUUUCUCACUUUUCUUCCCUCCCACCUCCAGUUUCUGUUGACAUAAAAGAGGCUUUCUACUAUUAGGCACAUUUUCCCACAGAAUUGUUUCUGAUGGAAGCAGCAAGUAUAACAGCACACUGUACUGGUAAACAACUCAUCCCACUAUAUACAGAGUGGAUGUGCAUGACAUAAAAAGGAAAGUGUUAUUUUUAUUUUCUGAAGUAAACAUUUUGGAUAUAUCUUCAGUCUUUUGAAGAUAUGCACACUGAAAAAAAAGAAAUAUAAACUUUCUAAAAAUGUAAACAUUUUUGAUGGAACAAUUCUAGCUAUUCAUAUACCACUCCAACUUCACAAAACUGUGUCUUUAGCCAUACAUAGUUAUGAUCCCAGUGCUGGCAUCCAGAUCUCUUGUAGACUUUCAGGUUUGUGAAUUUGUCUCAAUGUCUCCAAAUUUUUUCUAAUCCAGAGCACAUCUCCAGUUGAAUAAAUAAAAUAUAAAAUGUAAUAUUUACAGCUCACAUUUGAAGCUUCUAUAUCGCAUGCACAAAUCAGAAAUGAGAAUCCCAGAUUGCUCACAGAGCAUGUUUUCAGCUUUGGCAGGAGUUUAUUUCAAAGUUAUCUUUUCUACCAAAUAUAGCAUCCAGUGUAACCAGUAUAAUGUUUAUCAAACUAUCAGAAUAGAAAAUAUUAUGUGAAGGAUAAUAAGUAGAAUAACAGCAGCUCAGAAAUGUUUAAAAAAAAAAAAUAUAAUAGGGAAAAUAUGUUUGUUACUUGCAAUAAGACAUUCCCCAAAGGUACUAUAUUUUAUUCCCAACAGAAGAAAUUUGAUUUUAGGGAAAAAACUUUGCAACCAAUCUACUGGCUCAUAAAUUGAAAUGCAAUUUGAAAGCAGUAAUUUCUUAUAUUCUUUCUUCUAAAACAGGGACUUGACUUUGUACAUUCACAAUAAAAGAAGAAAAAUUCUUAUUUAUGGCAAAGUAAAACUUAAAAUGUCAGUAAUGAAAAACAGUAGCUCAAAUGUAUCUUACAAUUCAGUAACUAGUUAUAUAGUUAAAGUUUGGAGAUUAUCACGCUCUCGGACAUUUUUGCAUCUACUGUUCCAAGCAGAUGUAUAUAUACUAGUUAAUACAAGUUCACUGGCAGCUCAGAAAAGAAGCUCAUUAUGUGAAAGUAACUUCAGAAGUAUUUAUGUUUAAAAAUAGAUUAUCCUUGCAAUAUAUCUGUCCUAACUUAAAUGAGAAUGUAUAAAAUAUUCAACAGAAUAAUCAUUCUCCAGCCUUAUUCUAAAUCCAGUGUAAAGCUGCUCAAAUUGGCAUAAACUUACGUUUCAUUGCAAAUUCCCUCAUUAUAGUUCUGCUCCAUAGCACAUGGAGAUCAGGUACACUUAGGGGCAAAAAGACUGCUCAAAAUCCUUAAAUCAGAAAAACUUUGAUUUCCAUGUGCAGGACUGCAGGUGUUGGAAAUUAAACCAUGAAGAAAAUUACUAGCAAAGGUAAGAAAUGCAGUGACAGGGAUCAAUACUGGCUAUCCACAGCUUCCCUUGCAGAUCUAUGGGGAGUCCAAAUCCAUCACCCUUUAAGGCAGGGGGGUCAAACUCAUUUUUGCCAGGGGCUACAUCAGCCUCACGGUUGCCUUCAGAAGGCCGAAUGUAAUUUUAGGGUUGUAUAAAUUUAACUACUCCUGCAUUUAUAUGGUCCUAAAAUUACACUCAGCCCUUUGAAGGCAACUGUGAGGCUGAUGUGGCCCAUGACAAAAAUGAGUUUGACACCCCUGAUCUAAGGGUUUCAAAAGCCAUCAAAGAUGAGGUAUAGGUAACUUAGACUACCAUCACCCUAUAUUUUCCCAGAUUUUCCAUGAUAUGAUGCUUAAUAAAUAAAAUAAACAAUAAAUAAAUAAAAUUUAAAAAUCUGUUCUUGCAGAAUUCUAGUACUCUUCUGAAUUAAGUCUGUGAACCACGAUCGUAUUCCCUCUUCUUCCCAUGGAUGGCUAAAUUGUGUGUAAACUCUGACAUUCAUAGUGAACUAUUUCUAAUGCCUGUCCCCCAAAAAAGUCACUGGAGAGGGCUGCCUUUGAAGGCCUCCAGGAAAAAAUAUUGUUCCAAAAUGGAUAUUUAAUUAAUGGAUAUUUAAUUUAAUGGAUAUUUAAAUUAAGUGUAUGAACUUUCAGUUUAGUUACCCCCACAUAAGUGUUAAAUAUAAUCUGAGAUGCCCCAAAUUAUCUAAGACAUCAACAACAGGCUGGCAGGUGUGACACAGAUGCACUUUUGGAGUGGCAACAGAAGUUCAAAUGGGAAACUCUAAUGUAUCCCAGAUGAUAUUAAGUUGUAGGCAAUUAGAAUCCAUUGUAGGCUUAUGUGUAGGCAAUUAGAAUCCAUGAUCCCUCAGAUAUAUAUGUAUAUACAUAAAUAUAUGGUUUUUUAUAUAUGCAUCCAAUGUCAUUAGAUUGAAGGUGGCAACUUCCAACCCACUUGGGUGAUAAGAAAGGCUGAAUUUAAAGAUGUUUUACUUCAGUUGCUUUAGCGUGAAAAUAUUAACAUUAAUGAUCCAGUCACUGACGCAUGUAGUGAACAUAGCUGUGAGAGCACAGUCAACAAAUACUCAUUAAUACUGGCAUGAUAAGUAUGGGGAAUGCUAACUUGGAGAUAUUCUCUUUAUCAUGAAAAUUAGCUUUUGUGCAUCACUUCAGUCAGAAAUUUAUUCUGUAAGAAAUUAAUAGGUAAAUUACCCUUACUCAGCAGUUAUUAAAAAAAUUUACUACAGUAGUUACUAUUGCCUAAUGUAGAGUUCUUUGGUUUGUUUUUCUGUUUAAUGGUAAAAUGUUUCUGAGUGCAAUUCUGUAAAGAUUUGGAUGGCCUAUUUUGGUCACAUAGUGAAAAAUCUCAUAUGUAGGCAUAGUGUGGAAAGAAAGUAUAUUGAGUUUUAGGUUUGUUGGUUUUGUUGUUUGUUUAGGGUUUUUGUGUAUGUUUUUGUUUGAUUGAUUUGGUUUGGUUUAGAUUUUUUUUCUUGUUUCUACAUCUGUAUACUUUCCGGAAUAUCAAUGGAUUUAAAAUGAUCAUUUGUCCCAUAUGAAAGCAAAAAAGAUAAAGAAGACUUGCAAUAGCAAGCUAAGUGAAUAUUCAGUUUUUUAUUUCUUUAAUAGUGUUCUUAAAUAUAGAUAUGUACUGUGUAAAUGUCCACAUAAGAAUUAUACAUCAUAAGAUUUUUCUUUUAUUAAUAGCUAGAGUAGCAAAAUCAGUAUUUCUAGAACACAAUUCAUAUCAUUCUAAAGGUGAAAUAAAUCACACUUUAAAAGUGUGUUUCUCUCCAUUGACUGUGAAACGUGCCUAAAAUGACUAGUUUGAUGCAGACAUUCACACUGUGGACACCUACAUUUCUUAAGCUAAGUAUUUAACUUGGGUGAUAUGAAUCUAUAAAAUCUGAUAAAUGCCUAAAAGUAACUGGCCACACAAACAUUUAUUUCAGAUAGCUAUGACAGGAUUUCCAUUUACAAUAUGACUGCAAGACUCAACUACAUACUGAAAAAUUUCCCUGCUCUGAAAUCAAGCAAUGGUGUGGUCUUCAGAGAGUGGAUAAUUUUGAACUGCCAAAUGACAUGCAAAAGAACACAUAAUCUUUUAAAAACAUUUGAUACGGCAGAAAAUAAGAUAUCUUUGUUUAUGUUCAGCUGAUGUUGGGGAACUGAAUUAGAGGUAUUAAAUUGUAAAGAAAAUGAAAUCAACAUCUUUACUUGCUUGACUGCUGUCUUUCCCUUCCUCCUCCUAAAAACAACCAUAAAAAAACUAACCAAAAAGACCCCCCAAAUAAUAAGUCCUUUUUAAUUUCACUAAUGUUCACUAAUUUAUAUUGUCAUAAAUUAUAAUUAAUUGCAAAAUUAGAAUUAGACAGAGGAAGAGCAGUAACUAAAAUGGCAGAGAAGUAACUGUUAUACAUAGAAUGGAGCAAUUCAUUAAACGGAAAAACAAAACAAACCAACCAAACAAAUAAAAACCACCACCCACCAAAUCAAACCAAAAUCCUUUUUUCUAGAAUGGUCAAAUCAACGUACAGUGUCAGCAGGUUUAUGCUAAUGGAUAUUUAUUCUCUAACUAAAGAGCUUCUGCCGUCACCUUGCAUACCAAAAGAGUUUGUAUCAGAUGGUGGCUGCUUGCUCUGUGUAAGAGGCUGGAAACUGAGGGCUGAGUUUUCCCUGCAAGUUAGACACAGUUGAAGUAGAAAUAAUGUGAUUAACAGUGUCAUAAAUAUGAACUUCCCAGUGCUGUCAUACAACAGUGCAACUGUUUGCAGAUGUAUUAUAUGACUUUCAUGUCAAACUAGUCCAGUAAGAAGUUUUGAAAUUUUAGUUGAAAACAAAACUAGUAUUUAAGAAGUAUCUUGGGUAUAAUUAGUAUGGUAAGGAACUACAGAGCAAAAUAAGUGUACAAUGGUUUGGAAUGUGAGAGAAUAAAUACAUUAUGAAAAUGUACAAAUAUGGUUGUAAAUAUAUUAAAUUAAGCUGUCUUAAGUUUUGCAAUAUUUGCAGAGCAGUUUACUGAAUGUUAUGCUUUUACCAUGAUUCCCUUAUACCUUGGACAUGUGUGUAUAGAAUGCAAAUGAAGAGAUAGAGCACAAUGUUAAACUUGUAACCUGGCUUUGUUUGACACAACUUGUUUAUAAGGAAUUUGAAUCCUGAAAAUGUCACUGUGCAAAAAUAAAUAUGCCUGUUUUUAUGUGU